CCCUGUGCCAUGGUGGUGGCAGGUGGUCCUCCUCCUCUGCAGGCAGGGGAAGUGGCAUGAGGCCCCUUCUUUCCCCUCAGGGGCGGCAUCAACAUUCCCCCAUUCAGAGAGGAAGAGGUUGCAGCAGCCCCCCCUCCAUGUACACACCUCAGCUACUGGGGUGUAUCUGCUUGGAUGGGUGACUGGAUUCACUGCACUCUUCUCCUCCUGCCUCACACACAGUCCUCUGCUGGGGUGGUGUUAACUGGGUCUCACCGAGUGGCAUGUCUUGGAGUUAACAUUCCAUUGAGAUGCAUGGGGAAGUUCAACCUUUCAGGCCAUCUGCAGACUCAGGCAGAUAUCACUGAAUUGGUUACAUGUGGGCCACACUUUUCAAACUUUUCUUUAUAACUCUGAGGACUAGAAACUUACUAAUGAAAGCUGUGGUUUUGAUGUAGUAAUCAUGUGGCUCCAGGAUCCAGAUUCCUAGGCCUAUAGUGCCUAUGGCUUAGUCUGGCCCUAGAGAAAUAGCUUUAAAAUUGAACAAAAACUUACACCGAAUAAAAAACAUUUCUAUUAAUACUAGAUUUGUAUGUACUUUUAAACAAUCCCCCUCCCAUUUUGUGUCUAAGGUGCUGGGCAAUGUUAAUCCAAUGUUGCAUUAUAUUUUCACAGCAGUGAACGUUUAUUGCCUUCUUGCCUUACUGACUCUUCACAAGAGUUUUCAUUUGUCCAGCACUUUGUUUCAAGUGCUGACGUAUCAUUUUUAUGCCUGGAAGUGACCUCAUAAAGUGAUGAUGUCAAAUAGAAAAUUCCAUUCUUUUCUAUAUAGAGUAUUUCUGUUCUCUGUGCUUGGCCUUGUGCACUCUGAGUUACUUAAGGGAAUACAUAAUGACCACCUAGAUCUCUUAAACUAAAUAAUCUGAAAGUGUGAGUAUGGAGCCUACAGAAUCUUUUCAUCAGAGACGACUUGUGUCGAACUUGGUUGUUGAAAAUUUUAAAUCCUCGUCUGAUUCUGACGUGAAACACACUCUGUUCUGGCAAUUCAGGAGACGGGACACUGAAUUUUGUGCAUAUAUACGCAGAUUACUGCAGAAUCCCCUGCUCAACUCAGUCAUGAUAAGCAUCAUCUCACUCAAUGCAGUGUUCUUGGGCUUGGAGACUGAUUAUGCUAUUAAGCUUAAUUCUUAUGCAUAUCUGGAGCUGGCCGAUCUGAUUAUUAUAUCCAUCUACACCACAGAGAUUUUGCUGAAGUUUUAUGUGGAUCCCUUGAAUUACUGGAGGAGUGGCUAUAACCUGUUUGAUGUUCUCCUACUUCUCAUUGCUUACCUCCCAUAUACCAUUGACAAAAAUGACAUCAAACACUACAGGACAUGGAACAUAAUUAAUGGUUUCCAGGCACUCAAGAUUCUGAAGCUUAUCUCCUACAACAGAGGCAUGAGGAGUUUGAUAACGGCUCUAGGCCAGACUGUGAAGACUGUGAUCUACGUCCUUGUCUUGCUGUUCCUGCUAAUGUUUAUCUUUGCCAUUUUGGGUUACGGAUUGUACGGAGACCCUGAAACGGGAGACAGUAAAAACUGGGGCAACCUCGCAUCUGCUCUUUUCACUCUCUUCUGUUUAGUAACGGUCGAUGGCUGGACGGACUUUCAGGAUGAGUUAGACCAAUAUGGUUUUAGUGCUAGCCGAGCCUUCACAAUAGUGUUCAUCUUGCUGGGGUUCUUUCUGUUUUUCAAUAUGUCCAUUGGAGUUGUGAUUAUGAAUAUCCAGGACUCCACUCAGAAUUAUGAACGAGAGCUUAAAGCAGAAAAACAAGCUGCUCUUCAGGCAAAAAAACAGGCCAUAUUACAAAGACAACAGGAAGAAGUAAACAUGCUAAUACACCAGCAGAUAUGGCUGCGAGUGAAGCCAGAAAUGCCGAAGCACAGCGAGAGGUCUUAAUAUACUGGGCCAAAUCUUGGCCUUGCUCUGGCCGCUUUGGGCUGCUCUGAUGAUGGAAAGCAGCCAGGAGGCCAGUGCAUCUGGAGCCUUGAGAUUCCUUUGGGGAAAUCCUUGAUGGUGUAACGACAGCACAGCAGCUUCCUAAACUGUUCCGCUCCUGAUCCUGAGUGUAGGGCAGGAGUCUGGGAGAAAGGACACCUGGAUGGGGGCACCUUCACCCAGUUGAUCCCUGGCUGCUAAAAUGGCCCUUAGGGGGAACCAGCAGAUGCUGCAGAGUAAAGCCAUCUUUGCCUCCUACAUCUCCCCGAGCUGUGCUGUGUGCGGCACUCAGACAUAGCUCAGGUUCAGAGGCCUGGGCUUCCUCUGGUCAGUAACAGCUGUCAGUCAAGUUUCCGAAUAGUUCUGCUUUUUUUGAGGGGGGCGAAGGGGGAGUAAAAGUAUGAGGAAAAUAUUCUAAAGAGGUUCGACGGGGGGAGGGAGGAGAGUGGCUACAGAGAGUAGCUGGAUUGUGCCUGGUUUUUCCUCUUUGUGCUGUUUGGAAUUUAUUUUUACAGUGCAGCUGUUCAGAAAUUCCAGCUGUGAACAUAUGAUCAGGCCUUCUACGGGUGAAAAGAAAGGGGUGUUUUGUCACAGAAGGACUCACAGUUGUGCUUUUGGUUCUUUCCAAAGCUCUGCACACGUUAUUAGGCAACUCCACAAUACGCAGCUAUUUAUGGGGCUUUUUAAAGUAGUCUUCAGUACAUGCCCUCCUUAACCACUUCUUGAGCAUAUAACAAGCCGGAAUACACACACUGUGAUGAUGUGUGUGUCUUAAUAUGUCUGAUCCUGUUUCCCGAGCCAUGUGAAUGAGGAUUGUAGGACGGAGACUAGGUAUAUAAUAAAUUAUAUUCUUUAAAAAUAAUCCAUGUGUUUAUAUAUUGGAGGAGGGUAAAGUCACACUCUCUCUACUCUCUCAUUUUAUUGUUAUGCUGGAAAGUGUUAAUGGCUGCCAUCAAGCACAUCUAUAGCUCAAUCACAGACAGGAUUAAAGUUGAUGGGUGUACUAACUACCCUUCACGGAAGCUAAAUGGAAGGAGCAAUUAAAUGAAUAGUGAGAGCUGAAACAAGAGAAGCCAAUGCCCAGGGUACUGGCCAGCAUGGCAGGGCCUGAGCAGAAGCUAAACCAUGUGGGCUGAAGGGUUUUCCUGGGUAUUUAUUGGUUGCAGCUGUAUUUGUGUGUGGCAGAAAGUGAGGCGAAAGCCUCCAGAGAGCAAGAGAAGUAGUGGUGGGAGGAAGCCAAGAGACAGAGCUUUUUUUAGGAACAGGAUUGGCUAGAAAGGCAAUGGAUUUCUUGGAUUUCUCAACAAGGGAACUGCCUGUUUGUUUCUAUUGAGUUCAGAGAAAGAGGAUUUUGUGUACAUUCUCUGUAAAUAAACAGGAUUGCACUAAAGAAAUACCUGACUCAUACAAUCAACUUAUUCUCUUAACAGUAACAACCUGGCAAGGCCUCAAAUAUUGAUUUGCUGCUCUGGUCGAAAGGGGCUUUGUUAUCAGCCUCUUUUAAAACUACUUGUAACCCAUAAUCCAUGGAGUGUCAACUACUGGCAUCUGUCCAUGGUCUGAUCUCAUAUUCCUGCAAUGCAGACAAAACGCUGGUGACUUCGCUGGAAGUUGACAGUUUUGCUCUUCUUCUGGAACCAUGUCCUGAACAGCCAAAGGGAAAGAAUGUCUGUCUACAUUUUAAACAAAAUUAUUUCUCUCGGACGCUGGACCCCAAAUGAAACCCUGAUGCAAGUGUUCAAAACUGGGAUCCAAACGUGGGCCUGUCUCUCGCCCUAACACA
Mauremys mutica (yellowpond turtle) is the source of this 3739-nucleotide messenger RNA. RefSeq names its product cation channel sperm associated 3 (gene CATSPER3). The transcript has 7 exons. Gene Ontology annotation, biological process: transmembrane transport; monoatomic ion transport. Bases 916 to 1917 code for a protein of 333 amino acids. The record is from RefSeq and is a predicted model, not a curated record. NCBI's taxonomy places the organism in Eukaryota, Metazoa, Chordata, Testudines, Geoemydidae. Gene Ontology annotation, molecular function: monoatomic ion channel activity. Gene Ontology annotation, cellular component: membrane.